Messenger RNA from Aspergillus chevalieri, 1701 nucleotides. It is a transcript of the gene RIO1, whose product is annotated as serine/threonine-protein kinase RIO1. Gene Ontology annotation, cellular component: preribosome, small subunit precursor; cytosol. Bases 1 to 1701 code for a protein of 566 amino acids. Gene Ontology annotation, molecular function: protein serine/threonine kinase activity; ATP binding. Gene Ontology annotation, biological process: maturation of SSU-rRNA. The transcript has a single exon. The record is from RefSeq and is a predicted model, not a curated record. NCBI's taxonomy places the organism in Eukaryota, Fungi, Ascomycota, Eurotiomycetes, Eurotiales, Aspergillaceae.
AUGACGUCCGCCCAAUCGACAGCAGGACCAGCCGAUGGUCUGGCGCCCUCCCACACCUAUGUCCCCAAUCAGGGCUACAUGAAUGCCGAUGGCAGUGGCCCCGCGCUGGCGGGGCAAGAUCCGGAACAACUUGAGGAAGGCGAAGAGGACGACGAGUAUUACGAUGACAUUUUCGAGGAGGGGAUGAACGAAGACGAAUUUACAUCGUCGAACACAGGCGACCUGACGAAGGGCUACAACCGACAGCGCAGAGUGAACGAACUCGCCGCAGACCCUAAUGCGCCGAAAUGGACGUACCCCAAGACCAACACGCAGAAGCCCACGGUGAACACAUAUGCCUCCGUCGAUGAUCAGAUUAACACCUUGACUCGCCAUACUGGGAAGAUUAAACUGGAUGAUAUACAAUCGGGGAUGGCGGUUCGUGGUGACCGUGGCGGCGACAGAGCCGACAGAGCCACAUCGGAGCAGGUGCUGGACCCGCGCACACGGAUGAUUCUUCUCCAGAUGAUUAACCGGAACAUCGUCUCAGAGAUUCACGGCUGCUUAUCGACGGGUAAAGAAGCCAACGUCUACCAUUCCAUCUUCCAUCCAGAGACCGACGAAGACGAAGAGCCCCCUACCAUCCACCGCGCAAUCAAAGUCUACAAAACCAGCAUUCUUGUCUUCAAGGACAGAGACAAGUACGUCACCGGUGAAUUCCGCUUCCGCUCUGGCUACAACAAGAGCAACAACCGGUCAAUGGUGAAGGUCUGGGCGGAGAAGGAAAUGCGCAACCUCCGCCGUAUCUACAGCGCUGGCAUCCCAUCCCCAGAACCAAUCCACCUCCGCCUUCACGUCCUCGUCAUGGGUUUUGUCGGUACCUCUAAGGGCCGACCCGCACCGCGCCUUAAGGACGUUGAAUUCGAUGUCCCCGAGCCGGAGACACGCUGGCGCACACACUACAUGGAGUUGCUGGGCUACAUGCGCGUGAUGUACCAGACCUGCCACUUGGUUCACGCCGAUCUGAGCGAGUAUAACAUCCUCUACCACAAGGAGAAGCUCUAUAUCAUCGACGUCAGCCAAUCGGUUGAACACGACCACCCGCGCAGCUUGGAAUUCCUGCGCAUGGAUAUCAAGAACGUCAGCGACUUCUUCCGCAGGAAGGGUGUCGACCCGCUACCGGAACAAAGUGUCUUCAAAUUCAUCAUCUCCCCCGAAGGUCCUACGACAAUCACAGACUCGAACGAGAUGUUCGACGCGAUUGAGAAGCUCUUCGAAGCCCGCAAUAACCGGGCAGACCAAGACGAGCGAACCGCUGAAGCCGAAGUUGACACCGCUGUCUUCCGCCAACAAUAUAUCCCGCAAACUCUCGAACAAGUGUAUGACAUUGAGCGCGAUAUUGAAAAGGUCCGCGCAGGCGAGGGCUCUGACCUCGUCUACCACGAUCUUUUAGCCAAGCACCGCCCCAACGAAGACGAAGACCAGUCAGACUCAGAAUCCGAGGGCGGCGUCUCCAUGUCCGGCGGCUCAGAUGCCGAAACAGGCGAUGAAAACGAAGAAGAGGACGACAAGAAACCCCGCGGCAAGCGGUUCCUGGAUAAAGACACAAAACGCGAGCAUAAGCAAAAGGUUAAGGAGGAGAAGCGGGCACAGAGGGAGAAGAAGAUGCCCAAGCACAUGAAGAAGAGGAUGGUUGCUUCCUCUUCGAGGAAGAAAAAAUAA